Molecule: messenger RNA, 3448 nt
Organism: Rhododendron vialii
Lineage: Eukaryota; Viridiplantae; Streptophyta; Magnoliopsida; Ericales; Ericaceae
Product: protease Do-like 2, chloroplastic
Exons: 21
Coding region: 59-1927 (622 amino acids)
Biological process (GO): proteolysis
Molecular function (GO): serine-type endopeptidase activity; protein binding
Source: RefSeq, a predicted model, not a curated record
AAUACAUCGCAAUUUUCUCUCAUCGUCAUCUUCUUUCUUCCUCAGCUCCCCCACUUCAAUGGCCGCAGCAGCCGUUGCCUGUUGGUUCUCUGCCAUCACCUCCACCGGGACCUCUCGUUACUCUCUAUCCUCCUCCCAACGCCUCUUCUCCACGCCUCACACGCCCAAUCAUCGUCUGUUCGUCACCAAAGCCUCCAAUGACAAGAAGAAAUCUCCCCGUAAAUCCGCCAAAGAGACAGAAGGUAUAUUGCAGAAGAAGUCUACUGGAAAAUCAAAAGAUGAAAGACCUUGUGCAAAUGCCGAUGGCAACAGUGUUAGAAGCAAUGCAGGGCAACCUCACUCAACAGCAUUUAAAUCAUUUGGUGCGCAGAUUAAAGAUGCAAAGGGUUUUCUUGUAAAUGACCAGCAGGUUGAAACAGGUAAUUUUCAAGAUGCAACUUGUCUUAAUGCUGUAGUGAAGGUUUACUGCACCCACACCGAGCCUGAUUAUUCUCUCCCUUGGCAGAAGCAGAGGCAAUAUACAAGUACUGGAAGUGCAUUCAUCAUCGGGGAUGGAAAGCUUUUGACAAAUGCACAUUGCAUUGAGUAUGGUACGCAGGUAAAAGUAAAGAGAAGAGGAGAUGAUACAAAAUACGUGGCUAAGGUUUUAGCCAGAGGUGUUGAAUGUGACAUAGCUUUGCUUUCAGUAGAAAGCGAGGAAUUUUGGAAAGGAGCUGAAUCGCUUCAACUUGGACACUUGCCUCGUCUUCAGGAUGCAGUAACUGUUGUAGGAUAUCCCCUUGGAGGAGAUACCAUUUCAGUGACUAAGGGAGUGGUAUCGAGAAUAGAGGUCACAUCUUAUGCUCAUGGAUCAUCUGAAUUACUUGGUAUUCAAAUUGAUGCGGCAAUCAAUCCUGGUAAUAGUGGUGGUCCUGCUUUUAAUGACCAGGGAGAGUGCAUUGGGGUAGCCUUUCAGGUUUACAGAUCUGAUGACGCUGAGAAUAUUGGUUACGUAAUUCCCACUACGGUAGUUUCUCAUUUUUUGGAAGACUACAAGAAGAAUGGGAAGUACUCUGGGUUCCCUUGCCUUGGUGUUUUGUUGCAAAAAUUGGAGAAUCCAGCAUUACGUGCCUGCUUGAAAGUUCUAUCUAAUGAGGGUGUCCUGGUGAGAAGAGUUGAGCCCACUUCAGAUGCCAUUAAUGUCUUGAAGGAGGGUGAUGUUAUUGUAAGCUUUGAUGGCGUUAAUGUAGGGUGUGAAGGAACAGUACCCUUCCGCUCGACUGAGCGUAUUGCGUUUCGGUACCUCAUUAGUCAAAGAUUUGCAGGUGAUGUAGCAGAGCUUGGAAUUAUUAGAGGAGGAGCUUUAAUGAAGGUUCAGGCAGUUCUAAAUCCACGUGUGCAUUUGGUGCCAUAUCACAUCGAAGGAGGCCAGCCUUCAUAUUUUAUAGUUGCUGGUCUGGUGUUUACCCCUCUGUCGGAUCUACUUAUCGAGGAGGCAUCUGAAGAAAGCUUAGGUUUGAAAUUACUGGCAAAGGCGCGAUACUCCUUGGCAACGUUUAAAGGGGAACAGAUUGUGAUACUAUCGCAGGUCUUGGCUGAUGAAGUAAAUAUUGGAUAUGAGUCGAUGGAAUAUAUGCAGGUUUUGAAGUUCAAUGGGACACGAAUAAAGAACAUCCAUCACCUAGCUCAUCUGGUUGAUUCAUUCAAGGGCAAGUACCUAGUUUUUGAGUUUGAAGACAAUUACAUCUCCGUUUUGGAAAGGAAGGCCUCCGCUGCUGCCUUAUCUGACAUUCUCACGGCCAACAGCAUUUCAUCUGAAAGAUCUCCGGAUCUUUUGGAGCCCUAUGUGGAUCCCACAGGAAACAACCAGGCAUAUGAUCACCAAGGUUAUGGAGACAGUCCCGUUUCAAAUUCGGAAUUAGGCUUUGAUGCGCUUAUUUGGACCUAAUCACUAAUUCGAUAAAGCAGUGCACCUAAGACCGUCACUGCAGCCAUUUUUCAAGGGCGAUUGGAGGUUGCAGCUUGCAGGCCACUGGAAAAUCAUCUGUACCAUAGAGCUCAUUUUUCAGGUACAUCAUCUUUUUACAUGCCAACUGUUCCAAGUUUCGGCAUUCAUUUAUUCAAUUAUUUGGGGGAGGGCAUAAAUGUAUACUGAAGUAGUGGUCAUGAGCAGCCUCAGAAAGCAUUGCUGUACUUAUCUUUGUGAUGGUGAUCCGAAUUUUGAUUUAAUUUGAUAGGAAAUAGGAUUAAUCCAGUUCUGCAAUGUUACAUGCACAGUUACUUUCAUUUUCCUAUCAUUAGUCACUACAGACAAGAAAUCUAUUAUAACUUUCACUUAGGUUUGGUGGUAAUUGGAAGUUCUAUUUUGGUGCAACCCCGUUAUCACCUCUCGCUUUUUUUGUGAGUCUACUACUGCUAUCCCAUGUCAGUUGGAUUAAUAUUUAUUUUGGGUAAGUUGUAGAUUUAUGAGUACCUUGGGUUAUUUCAGUUUAGCCUCUGCAUCAUGUUUCACCAUACCAUGGUAAUCUUCACGUGUUCCAGAACCUCCCCCCUCCUCCCCCACAAAGAAAAUAAAUAAAAUACAUGAAAAGCCCAAAUAGCAAUCUUGUCCGGUUGUCCCUUAGCACAAACAUAUAUGCUUGCCAAGCUGUAUCAGCAGUAGAUACCCCAAUAGUCUUUUGCCACCUUCCAUUCCUUCCCCCACCAUAACUUUUCACCAGCCUUUUAAGCUUCAAUCAUGAGACUCAUGACUUCUCUCUCAUUGUGCAUCUCUCUCUCUCAUUGUGCAUCUCUCUCUCUCUCUCUCUCUCUCUCUCUCUCUCUCUCUCUCUCUCCCCGGUGCAUUUACCAUUUUUCCUGCUUCCUGGUAAAGAGUGUUGAUUUUAUUUUCUUUGAAUGGCUUCCAUGAGGGCACAAUUCACAUGGGUUACGAUUCUCAUUGCAUGUUCGUCUUCACUAGCCUUACCAACCUCGACCAUUUCAGCUGCACCAGCACAUCUGCCAAAUCCGUCUCUACCCUUUUCUUCCCCGACCUUGUCUCCAGAUAUUACUCCACUCUUCCCUUCGCCAGGUGGAGCAGGGCCCCCUCCAGCUGAGUCCCCACUCCCCACCAUUCCUUCCAGCCGGAGCCCUCCGGAUCCGUUCCAAGUGGUUGCUCCAGGGCCAAGCAUGGCUGAUUCGCCAUUUGGGUUUCCACCACCUCCUUCCUCAGUUGCUCUGGGCGUGUCUGUCUCUCCACAUUCAGUUAUAUUUCUGGGUUUUGUGACAUUUUUGUUGAUGCAGCUUUCUGUUGUGUAAAGGUAUUUCAUGCACAGCUUUAUGAUUUGUGAGGGAUUGCUGGUGGGGGCCUCCAAUAAUUGUAUGGUUUCACUUUCUCUUCUGUGUUUAUUUUAUCUCCCCCAAGUGUAUUUUAUGUGCCUUUGAGGCGUUUUUUUCAGAUUAAAAAAAAAAAAAACUGUAUUGUAUGUCA